AUGACUCCGGGUACCUGGGAGGAGGAGCUUCUCUCCCUCUUCCCGUCUAUCUCCAUCCUCCACCGCCCUCCGUCCUGGCUGCAGCGGUGGCAGCAACCCUACAGCACGGGUGCUGGGGAUGGGGAGAAGGGGAGCGGGGUGGAUGGGGUUGGUGGGGAGGGGGAGAAGGGGAGUGGGGAGGAUGAGGGUGUGGGUGCAGAUGGUGGUCAGCAGGGGGAGGCGGAGUGGGAGAAAUACACGCUUGAGGUUGAGGACGACCUGUUGUGGCGCGUGGAUGUGAUCAAGGUGCGUGUACAGCGGAGCAUGUAA
Closterium sp. Yama58-4 is the source of this 309-nucleotide messenger RNA. The record is from the annotation of a GenBank genome assembly. Lineage: Eukaryota; Viridiplantae; Streptophyta; Zygnematophyceae; Desmidiales; Closteriaceae.